This is a messenger RNA of Echinostoma caproni, 924 nucleotides long. NCBI's taxonomy places the organism in Eukaryota, Metazoa, Platyhelminthes, Trematoda, Plagiorchiida, Echinostomatidae. The record is from the annotation of a GenBank genome assembly.
AUGAUGCUCUCAGCAACGGUUGGCUAUCCGGUAUCACCCAACGGAGUUUAUCGCCUGUGUGAGCAACAACAAGCUGAACUGAUGGAGGCAAAUCACAAGUUCCGGGAAAAGUACAUGGAAAACGGUCAUGUGCCUCUGUUCUCCCGUCUCGACCUCUAUUGUCCCCCAGUUUAUUUGCCCGAUCGAAGCAGCUCAUCGCAUUCUUCACCCUUUUCCCCCUGUACGGAACCGCUCUUCCCCGAUCCAUUCGCGUUCCAAAGACCACAUCGGUCAGAAAGUUGGCAAGUUGCGGAUUAUCAGCAUCAUCGAUACACAAUGCAUGACUUUUCUCUCCUCCCCCCGGUACUCAACGGAUCACGAAGUCUUGGACCAGAUCUCGAAUCAGACGAAUAUAAAGCCAAAUUAGAAAAACAGAAGCGUCAGAAACGUUAUGGCGAUAGAAUUCGUGAAAUAGCCAUUCGGAGACGUUCAUCUUCGAACCGAACUGCCAGACUAGUGCCCAUAUAUGGUGAACACAACGAGAAUUUCCGCGACGACACGAUGGCCGAUAGCAAUCACGACUCCAUGGACCAGACAAAUAGAAUGCGCUCAAGGCCAGAGAAGCGCCGGUCUGAAAUAAAUAUUGUCAAGGGACCGUAUGAGGGCGAAUUUGUGUCUGCUACAACACUACUCUCGUCUCCCAAGCCUGUGAAAGUGAAAUCAGAGCCACACAAACUGCCAGAGCUCAAGCAGCGCAUCAAUCCAGAAGAAGACCGCAGAAAGGCAGCGGAGAAGCGUGAAGCUAAAUACGAUGACCAAAAUUCUUACACAAACGGUACGGAUGAAGAAUUUUACAAUACACGAGUGGAUCAGCUUCUCAAGCGUCACGAAGAAGACCGUAAACUUGCCCAAUCCAUUCAGCGUACACUCAAGAUUGAGCAAUGA